Messenger RNA from Carlito syrichta (Philippine tarsier), 1586 nucleotides. Its product is annotated as melanoma-associated antigen D4-like. Gene Ontology annotation, cellular component: nucleus. The annotation marks the transcript as partial. The record is from RefSeq and is a predicted model, not a curated record. NCBI's taxonomy places the organism in Eukaryota, Metazoa, Chordata, Mammalia, Primates, Tarsiidae. The transcript is spliced from 8 exons. Gene Ontology annotation, biological process: negative regulation of transcription by RNA polymerase II.
GCAGGAGGCGAGGGCGCGGCUGCGGGGUUCCUGGUGCUGAAGACCGACGCCAUUGGAGCCCCAGGGAAGCAUGGCUGAAAGAAACCGCAGGGUGGAAUCCCAGAACUACAGUGUUGAAGACAUGGAUGAGGAUAGCGACGAAGUCGGGGAGGAAGAGAUGGCUGAAGGCAACGACUAUGGAGGAUUUGGUGCUUUUGGCGGCUAUGGCCCCCUCAGGAGCUUUGACAUCUAUAUCCUCAGAGCCUUUGGUAGCUUGGGUCCAGACCUUCCUAUCCCGUCGAAUGAGCCCUGGGCACUGGAAAACCCUGCGCUGCCACAGACCUUGGGGGAGGCAUUGCAGCUGGAUCCAGGAACACUUGCCAAUGGGACGGCUGCCAACUUAGCCCUCGCCGCCGCCUCCAGCGGUGCCGCUUGGGCCGCUGCCGCCGCUGUCCGUUCUGCCUUCAAUCAGUCGUUCGCUAGCCAGCACCGAGUGGGCACGCCGCAGGCCUCAGGAGAUGAUGCUCAGCCCACGACCUACGCAGAGGCUCAGGGGGCCACCCCUGAGAUGCCCCCUGUUUCUCCCCAGACCUCCCAGAUGUUAGUCACCAGUGAGAUGGCUGCACCUGGGGCUCCAACAACCUCCACACAGUCCCAGACAGCCCCCCCGGCCCAGGAGGCUGCUACCGAGGGUCCUCACACCGCCUGUGCUUUCUCUCAGGCUCCAAGUACCAGUGAGGUGGAUCAGGAUGAUGACUUUGAUUUCACGGCAGGUGCCUGUGGCAUGGACUUCCCACGCGCCAGGAGACCUGCCCCUACCCGAGAGGCUUCCACACGGGGCCCCAGUGCCGCCUCCCGUGUGCCCCGGGCAGAAUCUGCCACCCGGCCCAAGACGACUAAGUCUGGGAAGGCUCUGGCCAAGACUCGGUGGGUGGAGCCUCGGAAUGUUGUGGCAGCAGCUGCUGCCAAGGCCAGGAUGCCCACCCGCAUCCCUGAACCUCAGGGUGCAGCUGCUGCUGCUGAGCACAGUGCUGAGCCCUGGGCCAGGAUGGGCGGCAAGAGGACGAAGAAGUCUAAGCACCUGGAUGAGGAAUACGAGAGCAGCGAGGAGGAGAGAGAGCUUCCUGUGGUCCCACCGACCUGGAGAGUGCCGCAGCCCUCACUGGCGGGGCGAGCUCAGUUGGCCCCUCGGCCCGCCGUGGCCCCGAGGUCCGUUGCCCCGAGGUCCCAGAUACCCUCAAGGCAUGUACUGUGCGUGCCUCCCCGCGAUGUGACCCUUCUUCAAGAGAGGGCAAAUAAGUUGGUGAAAUACGUGAUGAUUAAGGACUACAAGAAGAUCCCCAUUAAGCGCUCAGACAUGCUGAAGGACGUCAUCCGAGAAUAUGACGAACACUUCCCUGAGAUCAUUGAACGAGCAACAUACACUCUGGAAAAGAAGUUUGGGAUUCACCUGAAGGAAAUCGACAAGGAAGAACACCUGUAUAUUCUUGUCUGCACACGGAAUUCCUCAGCUGGCCUCCUCGGAAAGACCAAGGACACUCCCAAGCUGAGCCUCCUCUUAGUGAUUCUGGGCGUCAUCUUUAUGAAUGGCAACCGUGCUAGCGAGG